AUGAGCGCCAGCAAUACCCCGGCAUUGCGGAACGGCAGAGCUACCCGCUCUUCUCUGGCUUGUCUGCCCUGCCGCCGGCGUCACAUGAAAUGCGACGGAAACCGUCCGUCCUGCAACCGCUGCGCUGAGACCGCUAAGGAGUGCCACUAUUCACAAUCGCGUCGGGGUGGCUUAGACCGCGCAGCUCUUGCAGCGCUGCGCAGACAACGCGCUGCCGCAGCAGCAACAGCAGCAUCAGAGGAAGCUGGGGUAACCGACAACUCGAACUCGCAACGAUUGCCGGGGCCGCAGCAGGACCAGGAAUUCAGGACCCAUGUCGUCGAGCCGGACUUCAUACGUGGCUACGGCCCGCAAGUUGAGAUCGAUUCUGGCAACGGGACCUCUAUCACACCGCUGCCUACAGCGACUCGCAUCCAUAUUGACAGCGUUGAGGAAGAUCCCCUUAUCGAUUCGUACUACAAAAAUUUCCAUAAAUUCCACCCACUCCUCCUACCGAAGAAACAUCUUGCGAUACAUUAUCGAGUUCCGAGCAAACAGCCUACACUAAAGCCGCUCAUCGCUAUUGUGCGCUUUAUCGGAAAUAUCUAUAGCGCGGGAGAUUGGUCAAUUCCGCUCAAGGACUACGCGGACGCCUGCUUCUCGCAAGCAGAACCCACAGAUCCAACCAUGGUCCAGUGCCGACUGUUAUCCUCCGUGGCCCAUUUCUGGUACGAUCACAAAAUCGAUGCCAUACAGGAAAUGAACACUGCUUUCCAGCUCGCCGUUGAUUUGCAGAUGUUUCGCAAGGAAUUUGCGGCCAAGCAUGGAUCCGGAGAUGCUGUAUUAAUGGAAUGCUGGAGACGAACUUGGUGGACGUUGUCCAUCGUAGAUGCAUACUAUGCGGGGACUCUAAAAACCAUGCGAUUUCGGGUUCUGGAUUUUGAGGCUACUGUAGAAUUGCCGUGCGAAGAAUCGGACUAUGAGUUAGGGGAAAUCCCCGAGCCUAAAACUCUUCAAGAGUUCGAUCACCGCGAAUUCACUUCCGAUAUUACAACGUUCUCAUCUUUCGCCUACCUCAUCGGUGCCGUACGAUGCAUAGCAUUGGCGAUAUCUACAGCACCACAGGUUGCGAAUAAGCAAGACUCAAUGCAUAUCCUACAGACUGCCGAUUCCAUUCUAAAUGGGUGGCUUCUUUUGUUACCAACAGAUCGAAAGCAGAUCAUGACAAAGACUGGAGAAAUCGAUGAGCUCAUGUUUCAAGCGCACCUUCUCAUUCACGUGGCAACGAUCGGAUUGCACCGGCCCUUGUCGGACCUGAAAUACAACCUUGUGGAAGGUGUCUCAGGCUGUGCCCGGGAACCACCUCCCGAUACUCCAACUGGAGAGCUCGCCAAUAUACACACCGAGCGGGUGCUGCGGUCUGUAGAGGCACAAAUACAGAUUUUAGCGUUACCAGUUCGACAGUUUCACCAUUCACCCUUUGUCACCUGCAUGAUUAGCGAGGGAACGCUAGCACUCCUCUCAGCCUGCAAGUUCCGGCUGAAAGAAAUGAAACUGACGAUCGCAAGAAACCAGAUCCGGAUGGCUAUUGGAUGUCUCAAUGCAUUGGCCGAGUUAUGGCCGAGAACAGCAAGGAAUGUGCGGGAGAUCCAGACUAUUGCACACCAUGUACUUGGACUUGGGUCUAAGACAGUGAAUAAUAAUGGUACGCCUAUGCCUAGCGAAGUGCCAUUGCUUUCUGGUGGCGGACAGAGAAGUGUUGGGUCGGAGGCUGAAGCAUCGGGCAACUACACCGACAUCCCUCCUUCUAGAGACACUUACGAGGAUCUCUGUGGAUGGUACAACCUAGGCGACCUAGGCGAUCUUGAUCUAAGUUGUCCGUUUGUGAUGAAUAAUAGCCAUGAGAUGUGA
Penicillium riverlandense is the source of this 1890-nucleotide messenger RNA. RefSeq lists its product as uncharacterized. The transcript has 3 exons. The coding region runs from base 1 to 1890 and encodes 629 amino acids. NCBI's taxonomy places the organism in Eukaryota, Fungi, Ascomycota, Eurotiomycetes, Eurotiales, Aspergillaceae. The record is from RefSeq and is a predicted model, not a curated record. Gene Ontology annotation, biological process: regulation of DNA-templated transcription; DNA-templated transcription. Gene Ontology annotation, molecular function: zinc ion binding; DNA binding; DNA-binding transcription factor activity, RNA polymerase II-specific.